AUGAGUACUGAUAACAGCCGUGAUGAUAAUAUCGAAAAGGAAAGAACAAAACAACGUGUUGUUAUUAUUCCCGGUAUGGGAUGUUCUGCUCGUCAUUCACAUUGGUAUUAUUGGCUAACAUGUGAAUUGGCUAAAAUUGAUAAUGGUCAGAAAUAUUUGUGUAUUUUGGAAGACAUGCCGGAUCCCGCCGAAUGUAAAGAAUCUAUUUGGAUACCGUUUAUUAAAAAUGAAUUAAAAGUAGAUGAAAAUACAAUAAUUAUUGGACAUAGUUCGGGUAGUAAUGCGUGUAUGAGAUUAAUUGAAAACACUCGUGUUAAAGGUGUGAUACUUGUAGCUACAUCUUAUACAGAUUUAGGUUCGGAAGGAGAAAAAAACACUGGAUAUUUCAACAGGCCAUGGAAUUGGGAAUUGAUGCGUUCAAAUGCUGAUUGGAUUGUUCAAUUACAUUCUGUUAGUGAUCAUUUGAUACCGGUUAAUGAAGGUAGAUAUGUUGCUCAGCAUUUAAAAACUGAAUAUAUUGAACAUGCAAGAAUGGGACAUUAUAUGGUAAAACAAUUUCCAGAAUUAGCGAGUAUUAUCGAAAAAAAAUGCAAAUAA
Molecule: messenger RNA, 597 nt
Organism: Didymodactylos carnosus
Lineage: Eukaryota; Metazoa; Rotifera; Eurotatoria; Philodinida; Philodinidae
Source: the annotation of a GenBank genome assembly